AUGUUUGGAGUCAGCAUCAAUCGCUUCGGCAGCUCAGGCUCCGACCUUUUCGCCAACCAUGCCAUAUCCAACCCGAUAUUCUGCUCGAUGUGGCGAUCAGUUGGGUUCCUGAUAUCACUCGCCGUUGUCCUCGAGGGAAUGACCUUUGUGGCCUUCGUCGUGAUUUUGGCAGGAGGAAAACAGAUGAGAGAAACUGGCUGGAAGAUGUUGACGGUGUUUCUGGUCCUGAUUGGUCUUGUCCAGGCUGGCGGAAUGGGUCUAGUGAUGACGCAUGCUGACAUGAAUGGACAGUCAUACCUGUUUGACAACGAUGACCGCUUCUACCCUGGAUGGAAGCUCGACGAUUCGUGGAUCCUGUGCACCGUCAGUAUGUGCCUGAUGGUGGUCAACGCGGUGGCAAUGUACACGAUAGCCCGAGUGCUGCCAAACGAAGGCGGCUACGAGCUGAUAGCUGACCACGACUGA
Molecule: messenger RNA, 465 nt
Organism: Trichophyton benhamiae CBS 112371
Lineage: Eukaryota; Fungi; Ascomycota; Eurotiomycetes; Onygenales; Arthrodermataceae
Exons: 2
Coding region: 1-465 (154 amino acids)
Source: RefSeq, a predicted model, not a curated record